AUGGAAGAGAACUCGACCCAGGGUCUGACGCCGACUGCUGAGACGCCGACGUCGACGCCUCACUGUCCUUGGCAAUGCGAGCUCACUAACGAGGCGGGCUACGUCGUCUAUUCGGCCCUCGGCUCCUUUUAUAUCCCCAUGUUCGUGAUGCUUUUCUUCUACUGGAGGAUAUACAGGGCGGCCGUCAGGACCACCAGGGCGAUCAAUCAGGGAUUCCGAACGACGAAAGGUUCCAAAGGAAUCGGCAAUCGCUUCGAAGAGCAAAGACUAACAUUGCGGAUACACAGGGGAAAAGGUUCUUCCGGAAAACGCACAUAUGGUUCACCUCAUAGUAACGGCAGUAACAGCACCACCACCACUGGCAGCGCCAGUGCUAGUCCCAGUCCUUCCACUAGGGGGCGUCAAGAAAAAGUCAAGAUUAGCGUUAGUCAUCCAUCGUCUGAGAAUUUAGCACCGUCCUUAUUGGCGGUCACACCUACCUCUCCAACCACUCAGCCUUCCUACGCAGUCCACUACUCCGUCAACGGCAAGGACUCCACGGUGAGCACUCUCCGACGGCCUAGCACCGGCCAGGAAACCCACCUCCGAGUCCACCGCCUCGGCUCCCACCGACGCCCUUCGUCCCGACGCUCCAGCAGCUGCGACAGCACCUGCGAGCGCGCCUCCAGCCCGAGCCCCAGCGGCUGCGACGACGGUACCGGUUUGCAUUCAAGAGAAUCAUCUGUAAAUGCUUCUGCACCAAACGCCAAAGAGAUUCUCGCCGAGGCUCCGAUGGUUCUCAGCUCAAUCAAGGCGGCAAGCACUUCCGGUCUCCCAGCUACAAUAUGCAGCACCAAGGUAACUCCCUCGGAGAUGACAGCGAUCCAGGUGGCGACAUCAUGGAUUCCAGGUGACGCAGUGCCAAGAGAGGCAUCAGCAAGAUGCACGAGGAAAAAGAAUCUGUUUUAA
Molecule: messenger RNA, 948 nt
Organism: Diabrotica virgifera virgifera (western corn rootworm)
Lineage: Eukaryota; Metazoa; Arthropoda; Insecta; Coleoptera; Chrysomelidae
Gene: Oamb
Product: octopamine receptor Oamb
Exons: 4
Coding region: 1-948 (315 amino acids)
Biological process (GO): adenylate cyclase-activating adrenergic receptor signaling pathway
Molecular function (GO): G protein-coupled amine receptor activity
Source: RefSeq, a predicted model, not a curated record